AUGUGGGCUGCAUGUUGCAACUGGUUUUGCCUGAAUGGACAGCCUGAAGACAUGCCACACUGCCCGCAGCCAGGAACUCGAGCAUACUCCAAUGCUGGCUACAACUCCUUCCCAUCUCCCACAGCUUCAGAGCAGAGUUGCAAAGCCUGUGGGGUGCAUUUCAGCAGUUCCUUCCUUAAGCGUGUCUGCCUGGACUGCAAAAAGAACUUCUGCCCUUCCUGUUCACACCAGCCUGAGAGUGGUCCCUGCCUCUGCCACCUCUGUGAGCGAUUCCGAGCUACAGCUUUUCAGCGGGAAGAACUUAUCAAAAUGAAAGUGAAGGACUUGCGAGAUUAUCUGGAACUCCGGGAGAUCUCCACGGAGAUGUGCCGUGAAAAAGAUGAGUUGGUGUACUUGAUCAUCAGUCAGCAGCCCUUGGAUCCACAAAGGGAGAGGGGGCCCCGGGUUCCUCCCCCAGCACCAGUGUCUGUUGCCCAGGAGGAGUGUACAACUGUGCCAGUUUCACUGGAUUAUUCUCCUGAGCAAAUUUCCACCAACCCUGCCUUGCAGACUGAGGAGCCUCCACAGGCAAAUGGGCACGUGCUGCCGAGCCAGGACGAUAUGGCAGAAGUUGAGAAUGCAGUCCAAAACCUGCCUGAGGAAGAGACGCAGUCCACUGAUUCAGAAGAUAACCUAGUUACGGGACGGAGGGCAUCCCUCUCUGACCUAACAAGUGUGAGAGAUAUUGAUGCCCUCUCAGUAAGGCAGUUGAAAGAGAUCCUGGCUCGCAACUUUGUUAACUACAAAGGCUGUUGUGAGAAAUGGGAGCUAAUGGAGAGGGUGACCCGCCUUUACAAAGAGAAGGACCUCCAGCAGUUGGUUUCAGAUACUGAUGAUCAAACUGCUCCAACUGGUAAUGCGACACUCCCCGGUUCUGAAGAAAAUCUCUGCAAAAUCUGUAUGGACUCCAUCAUUGACUGUGUCCUGUUGGAGUGUGGCCACAUGGUGACUUGCACAAAGUGUGGGAAACGUAUGAAUGAGUGUCCCAUCUGCCGGCAAUAUGUGAUAAGAGCUGUCCACGUUUUCAGGACUUAAGAGCACAGGAAACAGGACUAAUAUUCUUCCACUGUGACAGAGAGCACCAGUCCCAGCAACCUAGUCCCCAUUCUUAAGAAGCCCACAGAUGAUAGGUGAAAUGAAGGAUGGAGGGCUGCGAAGACUUGAGCUGUGAUUGGCUGCAUAUCCCGACUAAUACUGUGCAUUAUACCACAGUGCCUGGAGAGCUGGACAUCCUCAGUAGAUCUAGAAAGCAACAUGCCUUUUCU
Protobothrops mucrosquamatus (brown spotted pit viper) is the source of this 1304-nucleotide messenger RNA. RefSeq names its product ring finger and FYVE like domain containing E3 ubiquitin protein ligase (gene RFFL). The record is from RefSeq and is a predicted model, not a curated record. Gene Ontology annotation, molecular function: ubiquitin protein ligase activity. Bases 1 to 1074 code for a protein of 357 amino acids. Gene Ontology annotation, biological process: protein K48-linked ubiquitination; negative regulation of extrinsic apoptotic signaling pathway via death domain receptors; proteasome-mediated ubiquitin-dependent protein catabolic process. Gene Ontology annotation, cellular component: cytoplasm; plasma membrane. The transcript has 6 exons. NCBI's taxonomy places the organism in Eukaryota, Metazoa, Chordata, Lepidosauria, Squamata, Viperidae.